CUUGACUUUGCCAAUUGAUGGCCUCUGUUUGGAUGAGAGGUGAGAACGUUGGGCGCGUGCAUUCAGUAUACUGAACUCUAAAGCGAGCGAGGUGGAGAAAAAAAUAAAGUGGUUCUCUGCAUUCAAUAUUCACCAUUCUGAUUGCCUAUGCUUUCUUUCAUUUCCUGCCUCUUCACACUGGUUUGAGGCCAGUUUCCGGCCGGUUUUCGGCCGGAAAUGGAAGUGUCGGGUAGAAGAAUGAGUUUCGGGCUUUGGUAAUGGCUGCUGUCGUUCAUCUAAGAGGAUGGUCGAGAACCAUAAUCCGACCUUCACUUUCUUUGUCUCAUUUCUCAACGCCCCAUCAGUGUCUGCGUACCUCCUCCUUAUUUCCGUUCAGAGGCUGCAAUUUUCGGCCGAGUGCCGGCCUGAAACUGCCGGAACCCGAACGGACGCGGGCGGGGAAGAACAGAAAACUGAAGAGGAGGGUGGUAGAUGGUGAAUUGAGGAGGGACGUAGUUCGAUUUCCUCUGCCAGAGUUCAACGAAAUCCUGCAGAAGUUCGGUCGCCUUGAAGAGGAAGCUGUUGAUACACUGGUUCUUUUGAAGGAGAAGUUAAGGGUUGCUGUUUUGGUUUCAAAAGCUGCAUUUCAAUUUAUCCACGGUAUUGCAUCUACUCCAAAUGAAUAUACGAUCCCUGUUGAAGUCAAAGAUGCGGGUUUUGGGAUCUGUGCUGAAGAGUUGGGUAGUAUUGUUGAAGGCCAUGAUAUAAAGAAGUUGAAAGGCCAUGGUGGUGUGGAAGGCAUAGCUAGCAAGCUCUGCACAUCAUGUACGGAUGGAAUUAAUGCUACACAAGACUCAGUAAAAGCCAGGCAAGUUGUUUAUGGACUCAACAAAUUUACCGAGAGCCCACCGAGGGGUUUCUGGUUGUUUGUAUGGGAAGCACUUCAGGACAUGACCCUCAUUAUCCUUGGUGUCUGUGCAAUUGUGUCAUUGCUCGUUGGAGUUGCUUCAGAAGGGUGGCCUACAGGUGCCCAUGAUGGGCUUGGAAUCGUUGCAAGCAUACUGUUGGUUGUGUUUGUGACUGCAACAAGUGAUUAUCGCCAAUCUUUGCAGUUCAAGGAUUUAGACAAAGAGAAAAAGAAAAUCUCAGUUCAUGUAACUCGGAAUGGCUACAGGCAAAAACUUUCUAUAUACGAUUUACUUCCUGGUGAUCUAGUUCAUCUGUCAAUUGGUGAUCAAGUUCCUGCAGAUGGACUUUUUGUGUCCGGAUUUUCUUUGCUGAUAAAUGAAUCCAGUUUAACUGGCGAAAGUGAGCCCGUAGCUAUAACUGCAGACUACCCUUUUUUGUUAUCUGGGACUAAGGUCCAGGAUGGAUCCUGCAAGAUGCUGGUGACAACUGUUGGAAUGAGGACUCAGUGGGGUAAAUUGAUGGCAACUCUCAGUGAGGGAGGGGAUGAUGAAACACCUCUGCAGGUCAAGCUCAAUGGUGUGGCUACUAUCAUUGGAAAGAUUGGGUUGUUCUUUGCUGUAUUGACCUUUGCAGUACUAACACAAAGCCUUUUUAGCCAUAAAUGGCAGGAAGGCACUCAACUCUUCUGGACUGGUGAAGAUGCACUGAAGUUGUUGGAGUAUUUUGCGGUAGCAGUAACAAUUGUUGUGGUCGCAGUCCCAGAAGGAUUGCCUUUGGCUGUAACGUUAAGCCUUGCCUUUGCAAUGAAGAAGAUGAUGAAUGAUAAAGCACUUGUGCGCCAUCUUGCUGCUUGUGAAACUAUGGGCUCCGCAACGUGCAUUUGCAGUGAUAAGACAGGAACCCUGACAACCAACCAUAUGACUGUUGUGAAAUCCUGCAUUUGUGGCAACAUAAAGGAAGUGAGCAACCCGAAGGAGGCCGAUAGUAUUCGAAGUAAUAUUUCAGAUUCUGUGCUAAAAGUACUUCUACAGUCUAUAUUCAACAACACAGGUGGUGAUGUGGUGAGAGACAAAAGUGGAAGGGUUGAGAUUCUAGGAACCCCAACUGAGACUGCUUUAUUGGAAUUUGGCUUGUCACUUGGUGGAGAUUUCCAGUUAAUGCGACAAGAAUGUAAACUAUUAAAAGUGGAGCCUUUCAAUUCUGCCAAGAAGAGAAUGGCCGUUGUACUGCAGCUUCCAGAUGGAAGUUUGCGUGCCCAUUGCAAAGGUGCAUCAGAAAUUAUUCUGGAUGCAUGUGACAAAUAUAUGGAUUCAACUGGUAACAUCAUUCCCCUUGAUGAAGCAUCAUUUAAUCAUCUCAAGGAUAUAAUAGAAAGAUUUGCUGGUGAAGCUUUAAGAACACUGUGCCUUGCAUACCUUGAACUUGAAGAUGAUUUUUCCCAGACAAGUCAGAUUCCAAGUAGGGGUUACACACUCCUAGGUAUAGUGGGUAUCAAAGAUCCAGUCCGUCCUGGCGUAAAGGAGUCUGUUGAAAUAUGCAGAUCAGCUGGUAUUACUGUGCGGAUGGUUACUGGAGACAACAUAACCACUGCAAAGGCAAUUGCCAGAGAAUGUGGUAUUUUAACUGAUGGUGGAAUUGCUAUUGAAGGGCCACAGUUUCGGGAGAAGAAGCCAGAGGAGAUGAAGGAACUAAUUCCAAAGAUCCAGGUGAUGGCGAGAUCCUCACCUCUGGAUAAGCAUACCUUGGUGACUAACCUGCGUUCUAUAUUUGAUGAAGUUGUUGCUGUGACUGGUGAUGGGACAAAUGAUGCACCAGCUCUUCAUGAAGCUGAUAUUGGACUUGCGAUGGGCAUAGCUGGAACGGAGGUGGCAAAGGAGAGUGCAGAUGUGAUCAUAUUGGAUGAUAACUUCUCUACAAUAGUCACUGUUGCCAAAUGGGGGCGUUCUGUAUACAUAAAUAUUCAAAAAUUUGUGCAGUUUCAGUUGACUGUUAACGUUGUUGCACUUGGUGUCAAUUUUACGUCCGCAUGCCUAACAGGUAAUGCUCCUCUCACUGCUGUUCAGCUUCUCUGGGUUAACAUGAUCAUGGAUACGCUAGGAGCACUUGCAUUAGCCACCGAGCCUCCGAAUGAUGAGCUGAUGAAAAGGUCACCAGUUGGAAGGAAGGGGAACUUUAUCAGCAAUGUAAUGUGGAGAAAUAUUAUUGGACAGGCAGUUUAUCAAUUUUUUGUAAUAUGGUAUCUCCAAGCACAUGGGAAGGAAGUUUUUCAGCUCGAUGGCCCAGAUGCAGAACUUGUCCUCAACACACUCAUCUUUAAUUCUUUUGUCUUCUGCCAGGUUUUCAAUGAAAUAAACUCCCGAGAGAUGGAAAAAAUAAAUGUACUUGAGGGAGUCCUGGAGAACUAUGUUUUUGUUGGCGUCAUAUCAUGUACAGUUAUAUUCCAAAUAAUAAUUGUCGAGUACCUUGGUACUUUUGCAAGCACCACUCCACUCACUUUAUUCCAGUGGAUUGUGUGCAUCCUUUUUGGGUUCCUCGGUAUGCCAGUUGGUGCUGCAAUUAAGCUGAUUCAUGUUUGACCCCACAGAGAAAGACAAGUUUGAUCACUGUUUGGGACAGCAAGAAAUUACCUUUAUGGAGGGCAUAUCAAUAAACUCAAUAGCCACUUAUCAGUGAUUUCUUCACGCUACAGCAAUUGAUCCACAAAAUUGUGCAUUUCGGCAACAUUGAAGAUUAUGAAGAUCUCCAGAUUAUUGACGAGUUCAAAGAUGUUAAAUACCCAGUUUCACGAAACCAAACUAUUCCUUUUUCACAGUAUCCUUUUAUUGUACUCAAGUUUAGUAUCAAAAUUUUGUAAUUGUUGGAGAUAUUAGCUUAAACCUUUGCAGUUCUGGGGCCUGAUUCAAGCCCAUUCCUCUGUGCAGGAUGUACCCACCAGUGUUGUCAGUUUUGGCCCUGCGUAUUGUAUCGUUGCAAACCGAAACAAUGCUGGCUGAUAUGGGAGUUGGAACACAAGCAUUCUUUAUUUUAGUGAAGAUUUAAAAUACAUUUAUUAA
This is a messenger RNA of Nymphaea colorata (pocket water lily), 3941 nucleotides long. RefSeq names its product calcium-transporting ATPase 10, plasma membrane-type-like. Gene Ontology annotation, cellular component: membrane; intracellular membrane-bounded organelle. Gene Ontology annotation, molecular function: ATP hydrolysis activity; P-type calcium transporter activity; calmodulin binding. The transcript has 8 exons. Bases 258 to 3464 code for a protein of 1068 amino acids. Gene Ontology annotation, biological process: calcium ion transmembrane transport. NCBI's taxonomy places the organism in Eukaryota, Viridiplantae, Streptophyta, Magnoliopsida, Nymphaeales, Nymphaeaceae. The record is from RefSeq and is a predicted model, not a curated record.